AUAGGCAGGCAACGCGACGGAUAGUAAGACACGGAAACCUGCACCGAACAAAACUGGAAGCACCUACAGUUGUCCGUGGACAACCUGGGUAUCUCCGAAUCCCCUCGGAACAGCAUCAUGGACGUCGCCGAUAAACGUGAAAAGCUUGACUGACAUGUGUAGGUGGUUGAUGGAGAAAAGGCCUAAAAUACCUGGAACACGGGAGCUGGACCGGCGACUACCGAUACUGCCGAUCGACGUCAAUGCCGUUCUUCAGCCCACAGAUGGCGUUAGGGUCACUUGGAUCGGCCACGCGACAAGUCUAGUCCAGUUCGACGGGAUCAAUCUACUAACGGAUCCCGUGUUCUCGGCGAGGGCCGCUCCGACGCAGAUCAUGGGGCCGCUGCGUUAUCGCCUGGUCUCUCCCAAUCUGUACCACCUCUUGGAUUUGCCCGAAAUGAAAAUCCACGCUGUGUUGAUAAGCCACAAUCAUUACGAUCAUUUGGAUUCCAACAGCGUAUUCGAAUUGAAUAGACGAUUCCCAGAAGCCUGGUGGUUUGUACCUGAAGGAUUGGAUGGCUGGUUUAAAGGAUGUGGUUGCAAAAACACCAAGGAGAUGACCUGGUGGGAAGAACAGGAACUACCGACGCAUCCAAAUAUCAAGAUGGCUUUCACACCUGCGCAACACUGGUGCCAACGUUACAUAAAAGAUGUUAAUCAGUUUUGA
This is a messenger RNA of Priapulus caudatus, 706 nucleotides long. Its product is annotated as N-acyl-phosphatidylethanolamine-hydrolyzing phospholipase D-like. Lineage: Eukaryota; Metazoa; Priapulida; Priapulimorpha; Priapulimorphida; Priapulidae. The transcript is spliced from 5 exons. Bases 155 to 706 code for a protein of 183 amino acids. Gene Ontology annotation, biological process: N-acylethanolamine metabolic process; N-acylphosphatidylethanolamine metabolic process. The record is from RefSeq and is a predicted model, not a curated record. Gene Ontology annotation, cellular component: membrane-bounded organelle; cytoplasm. Gene Ontology annotation, molecular function: N-acylphosphatidylethanolamine-specific phospholipase D activity.